Molecule: messenger RNA, 1945 nt
Organism: Zingiber officinale
Lineage: Eukaryota; Viridiplantae; Streptophyta; Magnoliopsida; Zingiberales; Zingiberaceae
Product: glycerol-3-phosphate dehydrogenase [NAD(+)] 2, chloroplastic-like
Exons: 9
Coding region: 207-1541 (444 amino acids)
Biological process (GO): glycerol-3-phosphate catabolic process; carbohydrate metabolic process
Cellular component (GO): cytosol; glycerol-3-phosphate dehydrogenase (FAD) complex
Molecular function (GO): NAD binding; glycerol-3-phosphate dehydrogenase [NAD(P)+] activity
Source: RefSeq, a predicted model, not a curated record
UACUUCCAGUUGACGUGCUGACGUAUAAAUGUCGAGCCCAAUGGGCCUGAUACGUACGGCCACUUAAUUGGCCGCCGGAUACGACCACGUGACCUAUGUGGAAGCCACGAGAGGAGCACUGAACAAAACCCUGAGGGGGCUUCUCCGCGCGGGAACGGAUAAAACUCCGUCGUCGUUGCGCGACACGACACCCGCCCAUCCAAUCAAUGGCCGGGGUCUUCAUCGCCGACCCUUCGCUUCUCUCUCCGCUGCCGCCUCUCCCCUCGGCUCGCCGAUCCUUCUCCCUUCCGGAGAGGAAUCUGCGGCUCUACCGCAACCCCUGGCUCCUUCCCGCCUCCUCCCCCUGCGUCCCUCCUUGCUCCUGUGCUGCCGGAACCCUAGACCCAGAGCCCUCCGAAGAAAUCGAUAACACUAGCUUAAGCACUAGGAUCGAGGGUGGCAAAGACCGUCGGAGGGCUGUCAGGAUUGCGUGGGAGAAGCUGGUCCGCUGGUCCCGAUCCUGGCGGUCGAAAGCUAAGACCGACGUCCUUGAGAGGACCAAGAAGGUGGCUGUUCUUGGAGGGGGGUCAUUUGGGACAGCAAUGGCAGCACAUGUUGCGAGCAGGAAGGCCGGGAUGGAAGUCUCGAUGCUCCUUAGAGAUAGUGAUGUCUGUCGAGCUAUUAAUGAGACGCACUUCAAUUUCAAAUAUUUUCCUGAACACAGACUGCCAGAAAAUAUUAUGGCCACAACCAGUGCCAAGGAUGCUUUAUUAGGAGCUGAUUUUUGCCUACAUGCUGUUCCUGUGCAGUUUAGUUCAUCCUUUCUUCAAGGCAUUUCACAACAUGUUGACCCAAACUUGCCAUUUAUAUCUCUUAGUAAAGGGUUGGAACUGAAUACUCUUAGAACAAUGUCUCAAAUCAUUCCAUGUGCAUUAAGAAACCCUCGUCAACCAUUUGUUGUGUUAUCUGGGCCUUCUUUUGCAAUAGAGUUGAUGGGCAAGAUGCCAACAGCAAUGGUGGUUGCAUCAAAAGACAAAAAGUUGGCAAGGUCAGCUCAGCAAUUAUUAGCUUCCCCAAACCUGAGGAUUAGCUCCUCGAGGGAUGUUACAGGAGUGGAAAUUGCAGGUGCACUGAAAAAUGUGCUUGCCAUAGCAUCAGGGAUUGUGGAGGGAAUGAAUCUUGGAAAUAAUUGUAUGGCUGCUCUUGUGGCGCAGGGAUGUUCUGAGAUAAGAUGGCUGGCUACAAAGAUGGGAGCAAAGCCAACAACACUUACUGGACUAUCAGGAUCUGGUGACAUUAUGCUUACAUGUUUUGUUAAUCUUUCAAGAAAUCGAACUGUUGGAGUGCGGCUUGGAUCAGGAGAGAAGCUUGAUGACAUACUGGGUUCAAUGAAUCAGGUUGCUGAAGGUGUAUCCACAGCUGGGGCAGUCAUUGCAUUGGCUGAGAAGUACCAUGUAAAAAUGCCAGUUCUAACUGCAGUUGCUCGCAUUAUUGACAAUGAAUUGACUCCCAGAAAAGCUGUUCUUGAGUUGAUGAGCUUACCACAGGUCGAAGAAGUUUGAGAAGCUAUUGUACUCGAGGUUUAUAGAACAUGUGAGGCUGAAUAUGAUGUGAUUCUGCAUUCACGGUAUGAUUUAUCAGUGGUAAUUACCAUACUCCCUUGGAGCAGCGGCCAUACUUGACCUUGCCCGGAUUCCAUUUAAAUCUUUGAAGUACGGCUCGCACCAUGCUUCAUGAGGACCAUAAUAUUGUUGAGGUUCUGAGAUGUUCUACUGAACUUCGGGUACCAAAUUUUUUUUCCUAGGAGAGAUUUUACUUUCUAAAUUUUUGCACUUUAAUCUUGGGGAAUAUUCCAUCGAGAUAAAUAUGUACGUGAUACCAGUUAAUGUCAGGGAAAAUUAUCUUUUUCUACUAUAAUUGAUGUUUGAUCUGCAAUGUAAUAUUUUUUCUUGACUAAUUACACGCA